Nomia melanderi (Alkali bee) is the source of this 2298-nucleotide messenger RNA. Its product is annotated as peptidylprolyl isomerase domain and WD repeat-containing protein 1. Gene Ontology annotation, biological process: protein peptidyl-prolyl isomerization. Gene Ontology annotation, molecular function: peptidyl-prolyl cis-trans isomerase activity; protein binding. NCBI's taxonomy places the organism in Eukaryota, Metazoa, Arthropoda, Insecta, Hymenoptera, Halictidae. The record is from RefSeq and is a predicted model, not a curated record.
AUACAAUCGUAAUCAGCGAUUGGUUUGCGUUUGGUCUACGUUGGCGCGAGUGGCGUUCAGUGGUGUUUACGCAAAUGUCAGUUACAAAUAAAUCUUUUAAUAUUUUCAUUAAAUUUUAUCUUUUUUUCUUGUGAUAAUGUCAAGUUCCAAAAGAGAACAUGCUGAAAGCGACAAUGAGGAUGAUUGGGUUGGACCAUUACCUUCAGAAGCUGCACCUCCAAAGAAACAGAAAGUACUGGAGUAUGAACAAGUUUAUAUAGAGAAUUUACCAUAUUGCGAAUGUUAUGAGAAAUCUUACAUGCACAGGGAUGUAAUUACUCAUAUUUUAGUCACAAAAUCUAAUUUUGUGAUAACAGCUAGUUGUGAUGGACAUGUUAAAUUUUGGAAGAAACAGGAAGAACUUAUUGAAUUUGUGAAACAUUUCCGAGCCCAUUUAAUGGCUGUUCAAUCAAUGGCAGCUAGUUGUAAUGGUGUUCAUGCGUGUACAAUUAGUUUAGAUAAAACAAUAAAGAUUUUUGAUGUUAUCAAUUUUGAUAUGAUUAAUAUGAUCAAAUUGGACUUUGUACCUCUCUCUUGUGAAUGGAUUUAUUCACCUGGGGAUGCGAUAUCUGCUUUAGCAGUUUCAGCUCAAGAAUCAAAUAAAAUUUUUGUUUAUGAUGGACAAGGAACUGGAAUACCAUUACAUGUUUUUGAAAGACUACACACUAAGCCUGUUGUCGCUAUGAAAUAUAAUCCUGUUUAUGAAACAUGUAUUUCCGUGGAUAAAGCAGGCAUUUUGGAAUAUUGGACAGGACCAAAAAUGGAAUAUAAGUUUCCUAAAUGUGUUACAUUUGAGUCAAAGUUGGACACGGACUUGUUCGAAUUUGCAAAAAAUAAGACUUACCCAUGUGGUUUAGCAGUAUCGCCAGAUGGCAAAAAGUUUGCUUCUCUCAGUGGGGAUAGGAAAGUCAGAGUCUUUAAUUUUCGUACAGGAAAACUGUAUAGGGUAUUCGAUGAAACACUGCAAAGGUUUACAGAGUUACAGCAAAUGACACAACAGCUACCAAAUAUGGAAUUUGGUCGAAGAAUGGCAGUUGAAAGGGAAUUGGAUAAAACAGAAACGAAUUUGGGUAAUAUAGUGUUCGAUGAAUCUGGUUAUAUGAUCUUAUAUAGCACAAUGUUAGGUAUAAAAAUUGUGAACUUGUAUACAAAUCGAUGUGUUAGAAUCAUGGGGAAACCUGAAAAUAUUCGUCCUAUGCAACUUGCCCUGUUCCAGGGAAAGGCAAGGAAAACAACAGCCGCUGUGACUGUAGAAAUGGAAGCCUCGGAGAAUCCAACAUUGGAAUUGAACCGUCCUGAUCCUACUCUUUUCUGCACAGCUCAUAAAAAAAAUAGAUUUUACAUGUUCACCAGACGGGAACCGGAGGAUACGAAAAGUCAAGAAUGUGACAGAGAUGUUUUCAACGAAAGACCGUCGAAAGAAGAUAUUAUAUCUUCUACAGAAGCGACCAAUAUGCAGAAGAUUUUCGACACUGCUGUUAUUCAUACAACACUAGGGGAUAUUCACGUGAAUCUCUUUGGCAAAGAUGUUCCAAAGACAGUAGAGAAUUUCUGCGUGCACUCAAAGAAUGGUUACUAUAAUGGACAUAUAUUCCAUAGAGUAAUUAAAGGAUUCAUGAUUCAAACCGGCGACCCUACUGGGACUGGUACGGGUGGAGAGAGUAUAUGGGGUGGCGAAUUUGAAGAUGAAUUUAGAUCUCAUUUAAAGCACGACAGACCAUACACUUUAAGCAUGGCAAAUGCAGGGGCAAAUACGAACGGCAGCCAGUUUUUUAUUACUUUAACACCAACUCCAUGGUUGGACAAUAAACAUACCGUAUUUGGCAGAAUAGUAAAAGGGAUGGAGGUUGUACAAAAUAUCAGUCAAGUUAAAACAAACCCGAAAACUGAUAAACCCUAUGACGACAUUCGAAUAGUCAGUGUUAGUGUAAAAUAAUAAUUCUACAAUAAAACAUGUAAUAUAUUUUCAUAAAUUUUCGUCUUUGUGAUAUUCACUCACCACUUCUUUUAAUAUUAUUUCGAGCUUUGCUUUAUUUGAUAUAAGACAGCUCUUACAAAAUUGUAUGAUCCCGUCAAACAGGUAAAGGCGUUUACGCAAAAUAAGUUAUAAUUCUUUGGUGUAAUUAUUAAUGAGUACCUGUUGAAUAAUUAGUUUAUACGUUAAUGAGAAAUUGUUAUGGGUAAUACAGAAUUAUUUUUGUAUAAUACCUGGACCAUAUAGCACCCGUUAUCAUAAGACUAGCCGUUUGACUUAAUGAA